UAUUUCGGAUGGAAGCUGCACAAACUGUUUCGUCCGAGGGCGGAUGAAGUUCACUUCCUACUCGGCUCUGUGGAAGGUGUUGUUCCGCCUUUCGGACUUCGUGUUCAGGAAUCACGUCUCAGCUAGGUCUUCAUGUUUCUGCGGAUGCAGAAUAAGAUUUUUAUGGUCCCAUUUAUUAGUUAGGAGCCUUGGUAAGGUGGAAGUUUUGCUCUCCACUUCACGUGGGCGGCAGAACCUGAAAUCCUUUCACAAAAAGAAGAUCUCUUUCUAAACGCGUAAACGUAUAUAAUCCCAGUCCAGGAUGCUCACCAGUAUGCAGUGCUUUCUCAUCAGUCAAGAUAAGCGACAUGAUCCAGUUCUUCUGCCUGAUGGUUUGACUGUAGUUCUAGGCAGGGGUCCAGAAACCCUUGUCACUGAUAAGAAAUGUUCCCGAACUCAAGUGGAGUUGCUGGCAAAUUAUGCCUACCGGUCAGUUCGAGUCACACAGCGAGGUAUAAAUCCCACAUCUGUGGAAGAAAUACACCUGCAUUGUGGAGACAGCACAACGCUCCAAGAAGGAGAGACUCUGUGCCUGGUAAAUGGACUAUAUCCUUAUUGCAUCCGCUUUGAGCAAGAUGACAACUCCACAAAGAAGAAACCACUGGAAUUCUUCUGCAGCAAGCAGAUUCAGCAGAAGACAGAAGAAGAUGGCAAGGCCCAUCCAGUCAAACGUCUCAAGGUUUCCUGUCCUUCUGAAGAAGAGGAUGAUGAUGACUCAUUUAUAACUGAGAAACUGAAGCAGUUACAAGAGACCGCAGCACAGGCACACUCUUCUCAGAAGCCUCUUUCAAAACUGACCCCCCAGCCCUGUGAUUCCUGGGAGGACCAAGGGAAGCUGCUGAUCUUCACCAAAAAAGGAAUAGUAUCAAGUACUAAAGUGGCAGGGUUUGAUCUGGAUGGAACCCUUAUCACAACACAAUCUGGAAAAGUGUUUCCUAUAAGUCCUGAUGACUGGAGGAUCCUGUACCCUGAAGUACCUCACAAGCUGAAGCAACUUCAGAGCGAAGGAUACAAGCUUGUGAUCUUUACCAAUCAACUGGGCAUUGGCCGUGGGCGUCUUAGGCCUGAAAUUUUCAAAGCUAAAGUAGAAGCUGUGAUUGAGCGGUUGGGUGUCCCGUUGCAGGUCUUUGUGGCAACCAGUUCAGGAAUAUACCGCAAACCUGUCCUUGGCAUGUGGGAUUAUCUGUGCAAAAAGGCAAAUGGUGGCUUAGAAGUGUCUUUGCAAGAAAGUGUCUAUGUAGGAGAUGCUGCUGGACGUCCAGCAAACUGGGCCCCUGGACAGAAGAAAAAAGAUUUUUCUUGCAGUGACCGUCUGUUUGCUUUGAAUGGUGGGCUUCCCUUCUACACUCCUGAAGAAUAUUUCCUGGGUUGGAAACAGGCACCGUUUGUACUCCCCGACUUUGAUCCUCGAGCAGUGGACCCUAAAGCUGAAUUGUAUGAUCCACCCAAUGCUUCCUUGAUCUCAUCCUCCUCAGAGGUGGUUGUAGCUGUUGGCUUCCCUGCUGCUGGCAAAUCAACUUUUUUGAAGAAACAUUUAGUCUCAGUUGGAUAUGUAUAUGUCAACCAGGACACCCUUGGUUCAUGGAAGAAAUGUGUGGCAUUGUGUGAAACAUCAUUGCAAGCAGGAAAGAGUGUAGUAGUGGAUAAUACCAACCCAGAACUGGAAUCGAGACGCAGGUACACUGAAUGUGCUAAGAAGGCCAGCGUUCCCUGUCGCUGCUUUCUUUUUACUGCCUCACUGGAACAAGCCAAGCAUAACAACAGAUUCCGAGAGAUGACAGAGAAAGAACAUGUGCCAGUCAACAACAUUGUAUUGAAUACCUAUAAGAGUAAGUAUGUGGAGCCAUCCCUUGAGGAGGGUUUCUCUGAAAUUCUCAAGAUUAAUUUUGUGCCUCAGUUUACAGACUCCAAAUUAGAAUCACUUUACCGACAGUUUUCAGAAGGAUGAACCAGCAACAUAAUAUUGAACAUGGUUGUUUUAUUGUCCUGCCUUUGCCAGAGAAGGCACACUUAUGGAGUGCCUAAGUUCUCUCUGCUGGUCAAACUUUGUAAUUGGCUGAAACUUUAAAAGGCAGAGACAUUCCUAUAAUGACUUUUUUCCACAAGAUAUCUGAAAUAAAAUUUUGCAAGUCAAA
This is a messenger RNA of Ahaetulla prasina, 2174 nucleotides long. It is a transcript of the gene PNKP, whose product is annotated as polynucleotide kinase 3'-phosphatase. Bases 302 to 1987 code for a protein of 561 amino acids. The record is from RefSeq and is a predicted model, not a curated record. Gene Ontology annotation, molecular function: double-stranded DNA binding; polynucleotide 3'-phosphatase activity; protein binding. NCBI's taxonomy places the organism in Eukaryota, Metazoa, Chordata, Lepidosauria, Squamata, Colubridae. The transcript is spliced from 17 exons. Gene Ontology annotation, cellular component: nucleus. Gene Ontology annotation, biological process: DNA repair.